This is a messenger RNA of Camelina sativa (false flax), 1362 nucleotides long. The record is from RefSeq and is a predicted model, not a curated record. NCBI's taxonomy places the organism in Eukaryota, Viridiplantae, Streptophyta, Magnoliopsida, Brassicales, Brassicaceae.
AUGGCGCACGAGAGCUCCACAGCCGCUUCAAGUCUUCCUAGUGUAACGACUAAUGAUCGUCGUGGUGGUGGUCAUCGCCGGAAUAUGGACUUAAUCAGCUCCUUGCCGGAUGCGAUACUCCAACAUAUCCUCUUCUUUGUUCCGACGCAACUAGCCAUCACAACUUCUGUCUUGUCAAGACGAUGGAGGCAUGUAUGGUCCGAUACACCUUCUCUUUCCUUUGAUGAUAGUUAUAGGCCGCAAGUGCAUGCUGCUUGGAUAAACGAAACCCUAGAUCGCUACACAGCUCCUAAGAUGACCAAGUUUCAUUUCAAAACCACAAUGUAUCACACUGUUGCCGACAUGGAAAGGUGGAUGGAGUUCGUCACGUCCCGCAACGUGGAGAAUAUAUUCCUCUGCGUCGGUCGAAGUUGUGAUUAUUAUUAUUACUAUAAGAUUCCUGAUUUCUUCUACACCAAUUCCUCUAUUAAGCAACUCAGCUUUGAGUUACCACGUUCUUAUAUGAUUCCCUCAUGUUCUGUAUCUUGGACAUCGCUAAAGAAGUUGUCCUUGUCUAACUGUUCUCUCUCCAAUGAAACUGCUGCUAAGGUUCUAUGUGGUUGUCCGAUUCUCGAAAGCUUAAAAUUGGAUCAUUGUCCACAUCUUAGGGUUCUUGAUCUCAGCAAAUCCCUGGGCGUGAGAACAUUAGAAAUAGCCUGCAGCCGUUUUCUGACGGGGUCAAUGCAGAUUGUGGCACCACAUGUCCAUUCUCUCAGAAUGUGGCACAACUAUCAGUUACCAUGUGCUUUAGUUGAUGUCUCGUCUUUAACUGAAGCUAAAGUGAACAUUUCCUGUCACUCAGUUGGAGAGACAAUCAAUGGUUAUGAUCUAUUUCAAUUCCUUCGUGAAAUCCUAGAGAAGUUGCAAAAUGCAGAGAAGCUUACUUUUGGGUGCUACAUUCUUCAGUUAACAUGUGCCGAUGGAUUAGUUUUCAUGAGGCCUCUUUUAUGUGUUGCGGAGGUUCGUGGUAUUACUUUUCCGAUGUUGAAGAUAAAAGCUUUGAUUCUUGAGACACAGAUCUUUCAGUGUGUUAUUCCUAACUAUUGUGACGACUUCGUGGGCGUGGGAGGUGGUUGGAGAUCAAAAGAUGAAGUCUCUUGGAAUAGAUCCCGCUGGGAAUUAGAGGCGAAGCACGUGGCUUCAUUUGUGGAACUUGUGCUUACAAACGCAAAGGCAUUAGACAAGAUGGUUCUACAGUUAUACGGAGAUUACCCUAGUUUUAAGUUUGAAGAGUUGGUUCAAACACUUCCUCACAACAAUACUGUCUCCAUUGUGUUCUCAACCACGCAGAAUGGCACACAUCAUAUAAGUGGUGAAUCAUAG